GGCGCGUAACACCACGAGCCUCAGUCCCGAGCCGUCCGCCGCGGCCGCCGCACGUCCCGCCACGCUCACACACUCGCGCGACCAGUGACUUGUGUAUCAUGUGCUGACCCAAGCCUUGGAUUUCGUGAAGUGAUAUUGUUCUGUGUUGUGGAUUGAGAAUAUUUUUUUAAGCUGGAAAAGGAUAUCGGUCUGUGGAGCAACAUGCUCACGUCAAGCAAUCAGUAUUUGCGACCGGAUUACCUGUCGCCGCUUCCGACAACGCUCGACGCGAAAAAGAGCCCGCUGGCGCUUCUGGCGCAAACCUGCAGCGCUAUCGGCGCGGACUCGCCUAACCCGAAGCUGAUCUCCGCCGCCGAGAAAGCCAGCAAGAAAUAUGAUGAGAAAACACAUAUACCUGACAACAAACCUAGCUUCAAGCCUUACGAAUCGUGCCUAACAGCGAGAGAAAAGACUAGAACGCCGGAUGACAGAGGGUCCGUCAAUGCUUCAUCAAAAACUCCGCUCUCAUCAAAAGGCAGUGCAUCUACCACGCCAGUGCAAGCGCGCUGCGCUAGUAAUCAGAGCUCCUCGUCACAGAGGACUCCACCGCCAGCUCACAGAAAGACACCAUCAGAAAAAUCUGACGAAAGGUCGAGCCCUCUACAUGGUUCGCCUGUUCCGUCAAAGUCUAACUCGGAUUCCAUCAGCAGCUCUUCAGCCUCAAAGUUACCGUUCACGCCCACCUCGUUAUCGUCCAGCGCAGACACCAAAGAACAUUCGAGCUUCAAGCCAAGCAUACCUGUUAGUUCUUCCGCCUUUCUCGGUGGAUUGCCUCAUUCCGGAUUUCCUUUACCAAUGGACCUAAUGACCAGUAGUCUAAUGGCAGCUCAGCAUCAUGCCUUGAAAAAUGGAUUGAAUCCGUACCUAGCCUAUGCCAGAAUGAAGGCACCUGGAAGUGAUCUGGGAAUCUGCAGAGAUCCGUAUUGCACGGGUUGCUCACUAAGCUCACAUUUGCUCAAGUCUGCCGUUUGCCCGGCGGGGUGUGCUCAAUGCGAUCACGCUAAAACCCCAUUUCAGUUACCAACUGGCCACCCUGCCGCCGCGGCUUACGCUCACGCACAGUUAGCCGCUCUGGCUGCAGCGUCACAGCUGCCGUACGUGUGCAGUUGGAUGGCGGGCGACUCGGCGUACUGCGGAAAGCGGUUCGCGACCUCGGAGGAGCUGCUGCAGCACCUGCGCUCGCACACGGCGAGCGGCGAGUCCAGCCCGAGCCUGUCCAUGCUGAGCGCCACGCACCCGCUGCUGCAGCGCACGUACCCCACGCCGCCGCUAUCGCCGCUGACGCCGCGCUUCCACCCGUACAGCAAGCCGUCGCACCUGGUGUCGUCGCCGCCGCUGCCGUUCCCGCUGCCGCCGCAUCCCUCGCUGGCGGCCUACUUCCCGCCGUACCCGCUGUUCGGGCCGCGGCCGCUGCACCCGUGAGGGCCGUCGGCGCUCCACGGACACAAGAAGGGGGGCGCCGACCGCUAACGCCCAUGCCAAACGGACAUUCGGAACCGAAGUAUGUGUAUAUAUAUCGUAGUGUUCUUCGGGUUUCUAGUCGGCUCAUAUCAUCGACGGAAGUGUAAGCCCCCGGCUCCGGGGGUCGCGACAGCUGUGAUCUCUAACUCGUAAUCAUUAUAAUUAGUGCACUGAACGCUUUGUCGUGACCGCGUGCGCGGAUUUUAAUUUUCUAGUUAGACUAACGAAAUUUUUAUGUACCAAAUCUCUAGAUUGUAAUUUAAAUUGAUUUUUUUAUUUAAGUUGUUGCAAUUAAUUAGUGAGGGUUGUUAAUUGUGUUUGUAUUUUUUAAGUGGAAAAUGUUUAAUGAUUUGGCGCCGCAUUGUUCUAUCACAUAUCUCGUAUGAAGUGCGUUGUGACUGAAGGUUCUCGUAGACGCAUGUUAGUCCAGCUCUUGACAGGUAUCAUGUUACCGCGACUAUUCCUCAUUUAUAUUUAUAUAAUUGCUACUCUCAGUUUCCUAACGAUAAGAUCUUAGAUGAAUCUCACGAAACACUUUACUUUUUAAAUUUACAUUCUAAUGCUUGCAAAACUGGCACAUUAUAUUUUUAUGUGUAACGAUAAAUUAAUGUUUACAUAGACACUCAGAUGUUACUAUAUGACACAAAUAACUUAGUGUGAAGAAGAAUGCGUGUACAACAUUCGUAUAAAGUAAAGGACACUGUAAUACUUGCAACUGAUAACUGUUGAAAUAAAUUUGUUGUUAUAAAGGGCAUAAAGCGAAAAAUAUACGUAAAUAUUUAAUUUGAAA
Trichoplusia ni (cabbage looper) is the source of this 2290-nucleotide messenger RNA. It is a transcript of the gene elB, whose product is annotated as zinc finger protein Elbow. The transcript has 2 exons. Gene Ontology annotation, cellular component: nucleus. The record is from RefSeq and is a predicted model, not a curated record. The coding region runs from base 202 to 1461 and encodes 419 amino acids. Lineage: Eukaryota; Metazoa; Arthropoda; Insecta; Lepidoptera; Noctuidae. Gene Ontology annotation, biological process: negative regulation of DNA-templated transcription.